AUGGCUAACUUCAUACUCGUCAUUUACGUAAAUUUUAAAUUUCUUGACGACACACCGGUCAAUGAUAAUUCUGAAUAAUACUAAUAAGUUUGUAAACAAGAAGUACAUUUGUUAACGUUUCUACAUAAUUGUAUAAUGGAAUAUGUAUACAAUUUACCAUUUCAAGUCUUAGAAGUACCUAAUUUGCGUUUAAAACGACCGUCAUGGUUAAAAAAACCGUCAGCUAUGUUCAUGUACGCAAUAGUAACAAUAUCUUAUUUUUUAGUUACUGGAGGAAUCAUCUACGAUGUGAUUAUUGAACCGCCUAGUGUUGGCUCUACAACUGAUGAAAAAGGUCAUUCCAAGCCAGUCGCUUUUAUGCCGUAUCGUGUCAACGGACAGUAUAUCAUGGAAGGAUUGGCCUCCAGUUUCCUUUUUAAUAUUGGAGGUUUAGGAUUCGUUAUUUUGGACUUAACCAAUAAUAAGUCAACGCCCAGAUUAAAUAAGACUUUACUGACUGCGGUUGGAUUUGCGUGCAUCAUAGUAUCUUUUUUUACAUGCUGGACAUUCAUGAGAAUGAAAUUGCCUGGCUAUUUGAAAUCAUAAAUUCAUCAUCAAGUGUAUAAAUAUACUAAGUCAUACACACGUAUCAAAACAAUAUUGAACAAUACAAAUACUAUGAGCUAGCUUUAAUCCUAAUUAUAAAACAAAUAAUAAAUAAAAUAUCUUAUAAUAUAAAUACAAA
Messenger RNA from Adelges cooleyi (spruce gall adelgid), 724 nucleotides. RefSeq names its product oligosaccharyltransferase complex subunit ostc-A-like. The transcript has 4 exons. Gene Ontology annotation, cellular component: oligosaccharyltransferase complex. The record is from RefSeq and is a predicted model, not a curated record. NCBI's taxonomy places the organism in Eukaryota, Metazoa, Arthropoda, Insecta, Hemiptera, Adelgidae. Bases 136 to 585 code for a protein of 149 amino acids.